Molecule: messenger RNA, 888 nt
Organism: Entamoeba histolytica HM-1:IMSS
Lineage: Eukaryota; Evosea; Mastigamoebida; Endamoebidae
Exons: 1
Coding region: 1-888 (295 amino acids)
Source: RefSeq, a predicted model, not a curated record
AUGUCCAAUUUAAAACAACUUGAUCAAUACAAAAAUGAAAUUUCAACAUUCUUGGAGAAAUUUGAUGAUAUCAAUGUUUUUAUUCAAAACGCCACAAAACCAUUUGACGAAAAAUCUCCUCUUUUUGACUGUGUAUUUGAUGACAAUGACACGGACAAGAUGACAAUUGAAGAAAUAUCACAAAGAAAUUUGAAAUAUGAUGAAACUAUAAACAAUAAAAUAAUAUCUUUAGAAAGUUAUUUUGACAAAGUUCAAGAAGCAAUUGUAAAGAGAAAAUAUGUUUUUUCUUUUAUUGAAGAGCAAACAACACGUUUAAAUGAAGUUCUUUUAAAAUUUCAAGAAACGUCAAAAAGUGUGGAAAAAGAUUUUCAAAUGUUGUCUGAAGAGAACGACACUGCAAUUUACGAAAUCGUGAAAGCAAAAAAGAAAAGCAAAGAACUCAAAAUUCAACUUUUGGAACUGCAAAAAGCAAAACACGAAGAAGAAUUUAAAGCAUUUGCAAACAGUUGGGAAGAAAAAUUAGAGAACAAUGCUGUUGUGCAAAAUGAGAAGAUGAUCAAGAACAAAAAGGAAGAUGAAACAAACAACAGAAUAACUGCUUAUAGUAAUGGUGUAAAUUUAAACAAAAAAGUCGAACUAUUUAAAGAAAUAGAAAAACAUUCAAAGACAACUUUUAAUCGUGUUUUUAAUUUGUAUAAUACUUAUAAUGGAAAUUGCACAAUAAUUAACAACAAAAAUGGUUUAAAGCCAUCUCUUUUCUUGUUUUCAAACGCAAAUAAUCAAUAUUUCGGAGCUUUUGUGACCAAUGGUUACAAACAAUGUGCAAAAUCAUUUUUGUUUAAAAUUAAAGACGAAAACGUUUUUUCUAUGACAUUAAAGAUGGAUUAG